GGGUGACGUCAUCACGCUUCUCUGGGCGACGGUUCGGCUGCCGAGGAGCUGCUUAGCAGGGCAUUAUUCAUCCGGGUUAAUGUGGAGCAUUUCCCCGCCCGCUUCUUCGGGGUCGUGUUCCCGUCUGUAAGCGAGCUGCCUCUCGGUGUUCAGGGACCGCGGUGCACAGCCUCUCUAGUGCGGGGAACGCGGUGCAGAGCCCCGGGCCUGCGGGAGGAAUAGGCCAUUGGAGCUGGAGACCAUGGAGUCGGAGACCAUGGAACCGGAGGACGGAGCGGUGUACCAGGACGACCCGGGGAACUCGGCCGUGAUGUCGGAGCGGGUCUCCGGCCUGGCCACCUCCAUCUACCGCGAGCUGGAGAGGCUGAUCGGGCGGUAUGACCGGGACGUGGUGAAGGAGCUGAUGCCGCUGGUCGUGGCCGUCCUGGAGAACCUGGACUCGGUGUUCGCCGAGAACCAGGAGCAGGAGGUGGAGCUGGAGCUGCUGAAGGAGGACAACGAGCAGCUGGUGACCCAGUACGAGAGGGAGAAGGGGAGGAGGAGAGCGGCCGAGGAGCGGUUCAUAGAGUUCGAGGACUCCCAGGAGCAGGAGAAGAAGGAGCUCCAGCUCCAGGUCGGCCGCAUGGAGUCUGCCUCCCGCCAGCUGGAGCUCAAGAUCAAGAACUACGCAGAGCAGAUUGGCAGGUUGGAGGAACGGGAGUCAGAGCUGAAGAAGGAAUUCAGCGCCCUGCACCAGAGACACACGGAGAUGAUCCAUAACUACAUGGAGCACGUGGAGAGGAUCAAGAUUCAGCAGAUGAGUGACAGCACCGAGUUGGGACCGCUGGGCCGAGUCAGGAAGGAGCGGCCCAUGUCUCUCUGCAUCUUCCCCUCGGCGGGGGGGGCCUCGGGGCCCCCGACCGACCCUCCAGCUCUGGCAGAGACCCCCAGCACCGCGGGCUGGCCUCUCAAGGACCCUGCGCAGCCCCGCUCCAACACCAGCCUCAAGCCCUGUGAUUUGGACGAGCCCUCAAAGUCCAGGCAGCUUGAGGGUUCGCAGGACGCUGCUUGGGGAAACUCAUUGGCAGACGACUGCAAGGAGGAGCUGUCCAACCUCAGCGGCUUCAAGCCAGCAGCCCCGAGGACCCCAGCGGCCCCAGGCCCCGAGGGGGAGGAGCCGGGGGGCAGGAGGGCCGAGGGGGCAGGGGCCAUACCUGAGGGGGAGAAAGAAGAGACGUCGGACAUGCAGGACCUCAUUGAGUCGACCCCCGAGCUGGACAUGGACCUCAGCGGCUACAAAGCCUCCAGCACCCCGACCAAAGGGAUUGAGAACAUUGCUUUUGACCGCAACACAGAGUCACUGUUUGAGGAGCUGUCCUCCGCAGGCACCGGCAUCAUCGGAGACGUGGACGAAGGAGCAGACCUCCUGGUGGAGUAUUCCGGUAUGGGCCGCGAGGUGGAGAACCUCAUCCUGGAGAACAAACAGCUUCUGGAAACCAAGAACGCGCUGAACGUGGUGAAGAACGACCUGAUAGCGCGGGUAGACGAGCUUGGCUGCGAGCGCGAGGUCCUGCAGGGGGAGCUAGAGGCCGUGCUGACGGCCCGCAGCCGCCUGGAGGACCGCAACCGGGAGCUGGAGGACGAGCUGAAGAAAGUGCGCCUGGAGACGGAGGAGAUCAGGCAGAAGUCUAAGGAUGGAGAGGAAGACAGCGAUGUUCCCACGGCCCAGAGGAAGCGCUUCACGCGGGUGGAGAUGGCCCGCGUGCUUAUGGAGAGGAACCAGUACAAGGAGAGACUGAUGGAGCUGCAGGAGGCCGUCAGGUGGACCGAGAUGAUCAGGGCCUCUAGGGAAAACCCAGCGCUGUCGGAGAAGAAGAAAUCCAGCAUCUGGCAGUUCUUCAGCAGGCUCUUCAGCUCCGCCCCCGCCCCCGCCCCCGCCAGUGGCUCCGCCCUGAAGAAGGCGGAGCCUCAGCCCAACAUGAAGUACAAUGCCCCCGGUGGACUGGUGAAGAGGAGCAGCACCUUCUCCCAGUUCCCCACCGAGAAGUCUAAGACGCUGGACUUCCUGAACGAAGAGAUUGACCCGUGCAGCUCCCCGUCCCGUAAAGAGCAGAAGAGGGCCCAGUACCGGCAGGUCAAGGCCCACAUGCAGCGGGAGGAGAGAAGGGGGGAGGACGGCCGCGUCACCGCCCACGGCUGGAGCCUCCCGGGCAAGGCCAAGGUGUCUGAUGGGGGUCAGACGGAGAACAAGAUGAAUCUCCCAGUGCCCGUCUACCUGAGGCCUCUGGAUCAGAAGGAUGCUUCUAUGAAGCUGUGGUGCGCCGCGGGGGUCAACCUGUCGGGGGGCCCGACCCCCCCCCUGGUGGAGGGGCCGACCGGCUCCCAGAGCAGCCUGGACCAGCUGGAGCACGACAAGGAGCAGGAGGGGGGGGAGCCCCAGGAGGAGGUGGGGGUAAGGAGCAGCAGGGUGUGGUUGUGUAUCAGCACCCACUCCUCCACCAAGGUGCUGGUGCUGGACGCCUCGCUGCCCUCGGAGCAGCUGGACAGCUUCUACGCCUGCAAUACCCACGUGCUCUGCAUCGCCAGCGUGCCCGGCGUUCUGGAGACGGACUUCUCUGCGGGCCAGGAGCCCUCCCUGGACCCCGAGGGGGGGGGGGACCAGGCCUCUCUGGCGGGCAGCGUGGGCUCAGCGGGCAGCGACGGGCCCCCGGCCCCCGAGGGCACCACCGCCGUGCCCCAGACUGCCAGCGCCCGCGUCUCCACUGGGGAGCGCCCCCCAGGGCACCCCGGGGCCCUUGGGCCCCCAGACACAGUGCCGCUGUCCAGGGAGGGCAGCCCCCUGGAGGAGGGGCCCCCCGCGGAGGACGAAGCCCCCCAGGAGGACGGGGGGGUCCCCACGGCGGAGGAGGCCACCGAGGCCACCGAGGCCAACGCGGGCGAGGAAGAGGGCCAGGAGGAGGGGGCCCCAGGGCCCGCCCAGAGCCAGACCUACACCGAGCACGUGUUCACCGACCCGCUGGGCGUGGGGCCCGCAGAGGGCCCCAGGGCCCGCACUGAGAGGGAGCCGGACGGAGCCACGCCCCAGUCUGAAGACCAAUCAGAGGGAGAGGUGCUGCGAAUGAGCAGUUCCCUGCCCACCAUGUGGCUGGGGGCCCAGAACGGAUGCCUCUACGUCCACUCGGCAGUGGCUCGCUGGAGGAAGUGUCUCCACGCCAUCAAGCUGAAGGACUCCAUCCUCAACAUCGUCCAUGUGAGAGGCAGGGUGCUGGUGGCGCUGGCUGAUGGGACGCUGGCCAUCUUCCACAGGGGGACUGACGGGCAGUGGGACCUGACCAACUACCACCUGCUGGACCUGGGCCGGCCGCACCACUCCAUCCGCUGCAUGGCCGUGGUGCAGGACAAGGUGUGGUGCGGCUACCGCAACAAGAUCUACGUCAUCCAGCCCAACGCCAUGAAGAUAGAGAAGGUUCUGGACGCCCACCCCCGUAAGGAGAGCCAGGUGCGGCAGCUGGCCUGGCUGGGCGACGGGGUCUGGGUCUCCAUCCGCCUGGACUCCACCCUGCGGCUCUUCCACGCCCUGACCCACCAGCACCUCCAGGACGUGGACAUAGAGCCCUACGUCAGCAAGAUGCUGGGGACCGGUAAGCUGGGCUUCUCCUUCGUGAGGAUCACGGCCCUCAUGGUCUCCUGCGGCCGGCUGUGGGUCGGCACUGGGAACGGGGUCAUCGUCUCCAUCCCCCUGUCGGAGGCCGGUCAGACAGCGGGCCUGGGGGCCCAGCGGCCUGGGGGGGCCCAGCGGCCCGGGGGGGCGGUGCGCAUGCUGGGGGAUGAGGGGGGGGAGGGCGGGCCGGCCGUCCCGUACUGCUCCAUGGCCCACGCCCAGCUCUGUUUCCACGGACACCGCGACGCCGUCAAGUUCUUCGUCUCCGUGCCCGGCCAGGCCGUGCCCCCUCAGGGCGGGGCCGACUCGGGCUCUGACGACCCCCCCUCCGAGUCGUCAGAUGCCCCUGAGCCGCGAAGCUUCCUGGUGAUGAGCGGGGGGGAGGGCUACAUCGACUUCAGGAUGGGGGACGAGGGCAGCGAGCUGGACGGCCUGCUUGAACCAGCGGACGGACAGACGGCCAGCGCCCCCAAGACAGAGCGGAGCCACCUCAUCGUGUGGCAGGUCGCGGCCGGCCGGGACUGAGGGUCCGGGACUGAGGGUCCGGGACUGAGGGUCCGGGACUGAGAAUCCGGGACUGAGGGUCCGGGACUGAGGGUCGUCACUGCGUCAGACCCUCCUCAUCUGCUCAUUCUGUUCCAUGGUUAUCCCAGAGUAGACCAGUACUUUUAUACAAACGUGCUUUCUACGGGUGGUGUUGUGUCAGGACCCCAGUCUGACGUCGGGGGGGAUCCGUCCAGGGGAUCCGUCAAGGGGGAUCAUGUUUUAAGCUUCUUGUUUACUGUCGUAUGCUACAGCAGCCAGUCGUCUGACAAAGAGAUCAAAUGAAGAUUCAGGUUUUCUCUUUCUUCUGAAAUGUUUCCUCAUCAUGGAUUAUUUUUAUGCAUUAGGGAAGUGUGUGUGUCCUACAGUUUGUGUUUGUAUGUCUUUUUAAAGGUGUCUAUGUGUGCAUGAACGAGCUACCUUCUUUUUUUUAUGUUGCCAUGAAACUAAUCUAAAUCCUGGGGUUGAGGAUCGGGUUGCUCCAGAAUGAUCUGGCAUGAUCCAAAAAAGGAAGCGGAUUAAAGGAACCGUUUGUCGAACCGCUGGAAUGCAUGAGGAACCUUCUGAAACCCAUCUCCGUCCAACCCCCCUGCUCGUUCUGACACUCACUCCCCUCACUCCCACCCCUCCCUCCCUCUCCUCUCCUCCCCUCCCUCCUCCUCUCCCCUCCUCUCCUCCUCCCUCCCCCCUAGUCAGUCUUCCGUUCUGCUCGCCGUCUGCACUUUAACUGUAGCUGUAGUGGCCUGAGGCUCAGAGUCCUGUGCUAUUAGAAACCUGUACUAACGAGUGAUACUGAGGAAUACUGUGUGAGGAAACAGACCUCAGAUUUGUUUAAGAGUCAACCGCCCACUGGCGACAGGACAAAAGGAGAAGGAGGAAUUGUCAGUAGAAGAUCCUUUUGGCUUUACAUUUUCUAAAUCUUGUUUAUGACGAUUUGAAGGAUGCUUAUUUUUGUCGUCAACAUGGAAGAUUAGCAGGGAACUUUAUUUCCAUUUUUUGUGUCUGGCACUUUUAAAUAGUUUCAAUGUUAAUGUUGGAGAAAGAGUCUCUCCUUUUACUGAAUCCUGCUUCUAUUCUUUGAUUGCCUUUUUCUCCCGUUUGCCAUUUAAUGCGUCUGUCCUGUCUGGGGGGCUUUAAUGUCCUCAGUAUUUCAACAGUGUCUGUAGUUACUUUAGCAGGACCACCUACUUUGAGUUCGCCGUUUUGUUUGCCAUUUCAUUCCAAUUUUUAAUUACACAAAUAUCAUGUUGCCAUUCCAGUAUUUAUUUUUGGUAUUUUUGGUUUGUUUAUUGAGCCUAUUGCUGGUUCAGAAUGUAACUUUCUACAUUAAGACUCUAAAAGUUGGUUAUGGUUUGUUCCAAAAAGGUUUACAUGAUUGUAAAUAAUGGUUAAAAAUGAAUUUUAAGCAAACCAUAAAUUCAUACGAAACGUUUAUUUGGACGAUUUCUUUUUCUAACGAAACAUUCAUUGUAUAAAGCUAUGCAUGUUUUUUAAGAGACCAUCGCUUACUCUCACCUGCACUUACCUCCGCUCUCCUGGGGGGCGCUGCGGAGUGCCGCAAUACCGCCCUUCUCCUGGGGGGCGCUGUGGAGCAGUACCACUGCUCUCCCGGAGGGCGACGCAGAGUGGUGCAGUACCGCCGCUCUCCUGGGGGGGCGCUGCGGCGCGGUUUGUGUAGGUGGGAGCUGACACACUCGCCCUGUAGUGCAUCAGACGUGCGGUAUGUGCGUCGUGUGCUUGAUGUGUGUUUCUGUACAGCACAAAGAACACGUUUUGUGUAGGGACUCCAUUUCAACACGAGUGUGGUGUUAAAGGGUUAAACAGCGUCAUAGUCUUAUUUUUAACAAUGCAUUAAAACUCUUAUCUCAUGGAAACGGAGUCACGACUCGUGUUUACUGGAGAGAAUCCCUUAUUAUUUUAUCUGUUGGUGCACCAAUGUGAACAUUGUAAUGUAAAUAUAUGACAUUAACCCACCAGCUGGUAUGGAAGAAAAUAACCCUACAUUUUAUGGUAAACUAUGAUUAAUAUUAGGCCAAUAAAACAUAUAGAAACUUUAGUGGUGGAAGGUAGCUGAUCACCUCUCCCCUAUAAGUUAGGUUUGACAUGGCGCCAGGGAGCAAGUUCACUCUGUUCCUAUCUUGUGUGUUUUCUCAAGGGUAAAGCUCACAUGCAUACCAUCGUUCCUUAUGCAUAAUGGUUGAUGUAUGUUCGAGGGUAAAGCUGUGACCUGGAAAAAUAGGCUAUGUAGAUCAACAUUUGUGGUUAAUGAGUGGUCAAGGGCAAAGCUGUGAGAUGGAAAAUGUGCUAUGCAAAUCAGCAUUUUAUGCAAGUCUGACCUCAUAAUAUGUAAGGAUUGGGUAUAUAAGGAGCAGGACGAGAAUCAUUAGGGGUCCAAGCCAACAGGUUGGAUCCCUAUUGUUUUUGUAAGGAUUCUUAUUAGGGGUCCAAGCCAACAGGUUGGAUCCCUAUUGUUUUUGUAAGGAUUUUUCUUUUUAGGGGUCCAAGCCAACAGGUUGGAUCCCUAUUGUUUUUGUAAGGAUUUUUAUUAGGGGUCCAAGCCAACAG
This is a messenger RNA of Gadus chalcogrammus (walleye pollock), 6748 nucleotides long. Its product is annotated as C-Jun-amino-terminal kinase-interacting protein 4-like. Gene Ontology annotation, molecular function: signaling receptor complex adaptor activity; MAP kinase scaffold activity; JUN kinase binding. Gene Ontology annotation, cellular component: cytoplasm. Lineage: Eukaryota; Metazoa; Chordata; Actinopteri; Gadiformes; Gadidae. The transcript is spliced from 31 exons. The coding region runs from base 242 to 4165 and encodes 1307 amino acids. Gene Ontology annotation, biological process: vesicle-mediated transport. The record is from RefSeq and is a predicted model, not a curated record.